Messenger RNA from Drosophila grimshawi, 2756 nucleotides. Its product is annotated as angiotensin-converting enzyme-related protein. Gene Ontology annotation, biological process: proteolysis. Gene Ontology annotation, molecular function: peptidyl-dipeptidase activity; metallopeptidase activity. Bases 251 to 2176 code for a protein of 641 amino acids. Gene Ontology annotation, cellular component: plasma membrane. NCBI's taxonomy places the organism in Eukaryota, Metazoa, Arthropoda, Insecta, Diptera, Drosophilidae. The record is from RefSeq and is a predicted model, not a curated record. The transcript is spliced from 4 exons.
UUUUUGAUGUGCAGCAAAUGGCAAAGUAUCGGUAUUCGGUAUUCGGUAUCGAGAUGCGAGUAUUCGUGCAACUGUGCGUGGCCAUAAAAGCAGCUCUGCUUGUUGGCGGUCGUCCAGAAGUCAAACAGCAUCGGCACUACACGCUACGGUUACUCGUACCGUAUAUAGCGAAGGAGCAGUGUUGACAGGCAGCAAACAAGCAGACUUGGCAAGUGUUGACUAAAUUCGAAACUAAAACCAAAAACUUCUAAUGACCGGAGAUAAGCCUAUGGACAAAAUGAAGGGGCUGCUGUUGCUGCCUUUGCUGCUUACGCUUGCCUUUGUGCUCUCGCUACCGUACGGAGUCGCCGAUAGUAACACUUGCUCCGCAUCUGUGCUGCAAGCUCGUCGCUUCUUUGAUCAGGAGAACUCUAAGCUGCGAGAACGUUAUCAUGCCGAGUACUCCGCUGCCUAUGCUUACAACACCAAUGUGACAGAGGAUAAUCGUCGUGCCAUGAUUGCCGUCUAUGCGGAGAGUGCCAAGCAGAACAAACUGUUGGCGGAGGCAGUCAAGGCUGGCGAAUAUGACGAAUCCGAGGAUGCACAGAUACGCAGGCAGGCGCGUAUGUUGCAGGAUCUGGGUGCGGAUGCUCUGAAUGCCAGCGACUAUUUGGAGCUGAAGAACGCCAUCAGUCAGAUGCAAUCGAAUUAUGCCACUACGACAGUUUGCUCCUAUACAAACCGCACCGAUUGCAGCCUAACGCUGGAGCCGCACAUUCAGGAGCGUCUGUCCAACAGCCGUGAUCCCGCCGAGCUGGCCUGGUAUUGGCGCGAGUGGUACGACAAAGCUGGCACGCCCAUGCGCGAGAACUUUGCCACAUAUGUGCGAUUGACACGCAAGGCAGCGCAUCUAAAUAACUAUCGCUCCUACGCCGAUUACUGGGUGCACUUCUAUGAGGAUACAGACUUUGAGCGACAGCUGGACGCCACGUACAAGGCACUCUUGCCAUUCUACAGGCAAAUCCAUGGCUAUGUCAGGUAUCGUCUGCGUCAGCAUUAUGGACCCGAUGUGGUGCCAGCUGAGGGCAAUAUACCGAUGCAUCUGCUGGGCAAUAUGUGGGCGCAGUCGUGGAACGAUGUCAUUGAUCUAUUCACACCUUAUCCGGAGAAACCGUUUGUGGACGUCAAAUCGGAAAUGGAACGCCAGGAGUACAGCGUACAGAAGCUCUUCCAGCUGGGUGAUCAGUUCUUCCAAUCGCUGGGUAUGCGAGCACUCCCACCGACCUUCUGGAACGCUAGUGUGCUGGAGCGACCGCUGGAUCGCGAAGUCAUCUGCCAUGCGUCGGCGUGGGACUUCUAUCAGGACAGCGAUGUGCGUAUCAAGAUGUGCACCGAGGUGGACACCCACUAUCUGUAUGUGGUGCACCACGAACUGGGUCACAUACAAUACUAUCUGCAGUAUGAGCAACAGCCAGCUGUUUUCCGCGGUGCCCCCAAUCCGGGCUUCCACGAGGCUGUGGGCGAUGUGAUCGCACUCUCGGUUAUGUCCGCCAAGCAUCUGAAGAGCAUUGGUCUCACCAGCAAUGGACGGCUGGACGAGAAGAGCCGCAUUAAUGAGCUGUUUAAGCAGGCCCUCUCCAAAAUUGUAUUUCUGCCAUUUGGCUAUACGAUGGACAAGUAUCGCUAUGCUGUCUUCCGCAACGAAUUGGAUGAGAACCAGUGGAAUUGCGGUUUCUGGCAGAUGCGUUCCGAAUUUGGUGGCGUUGAGCCACCAAUGAUGCGCACCGACACCGACUUUGAUCCACCAGCCAAGUAUCAUAUCGAUGCCGAUGUCGAAUAUUUGCGCUACUUUGCAGCCCACAUAUUCCAGUUUCAGUUCCACAAGGCGCUGUGCCGGCUGGCCGGCCAGUAUGUGCCGGGCGAUAGUCGCCAGACAUUGGACAAUUGCGAUAUAUUUGGCAGCAAGAAGGCUGGCGAGGCAUUCAAGACCUUCUUGUCUGCUGGCAACUCAAAGCACUGGAAGGAGGUGCUGGAAGAGCUCACAGGCGAAACGGAAAUGGAUCCAGCUGCAUUGCUCGAAUACUUUGAUCCGCUCUAUCAAUGGCUCAAGCUGGAGAACAGCCGUCUUGGUGUGCCCUUGGGCUGGAACGAGACGAACAAAAUUCCAUCCAGUUGCUGUGGAGCAUUUAGUACUUAAUUCAAAGAAGACAGUUCUUUUCGGCACAAGACAGAGAUUUUUUUCUACCCGCAAUAGUUUAAGAUACCUAAAAAUAUACAUUAUAUUUUAUAGUACAAAUAUAAAAAAAAAAACCUCUUUUUAAAUAUGAAUGUGAAGUGUGAAUAUUAUUGACCUUAAUACAUCUUAAAAAUGGCUUAAAGUCAUUCGAGAUAGAGUCUCAAACAAUCGGAAAAGAUAAGAUACGCUCUACUAUAAACCUGGAUAGGAUUAUUGUAAGAUAAACGAGAGCAGUGUAAAUACACUUGUAAUUAAAAUUCUCGUAUUCUUUAAUUGAAAUUUCUUUCACUCUUCAAGAUUCAUAGUCAACAUCAAAAUGAUUCAUUUUUAGAUACUCUCAAAAAUUAAAUGAUUUUUCACGAUUAAGCAAAUUAAACGCCAAACGGAAAGUAGAAAUUUAGUAUUUAAAUUGAUAUUUUUAUUGUUUAGAUUUAUCAUUUCUUUCUUUAAUAAUUUUCCAUUACAUUUUCCAUUUCAACGAUUUUAUUUUUCUCAAUGUUUCAUUAAAAAAUCGUCAAUAUAUGACCAACAAAUUGCUUCC